UCUACUACGUCAAUCGCUUAUAUGUAUUAAGCGUACGUCUUGGAGUUACCCGCCAGCUACAGUAACCGACGCCCACAUAUUUGCAAUGGAAGAUCGACACGGUAGAUCUAGGCAGACCUCUCUUUCCUGCACAACCACUACUUUCUUCCAUUGGAUCCGGGCUGUUCGACAUGCGCUUCUGGUCUCGAAUUCUUAAAGAUGUAAUAGUCAAAAACUCGUAAACUAGGGCCGCCAGCAUUAGAAGUCUCUUGUACUUCACCUAAUUGACCAGGCGGCGUUUCUUUUCCGAGGAUUCGCAACGUAACGCCAUCUGUUACUGACACUGAGGAUACCUACCUUGGUAUGUCGUGUAUAUCGUCAUAUAAAACCUACUACUGUAUGCCUCACAUUCCAUCGCCUCCUCUGCGAGCCAAAGCAGAAAACCGAGCCUCUCAAACCAAGCCCAUCACCACCAACAUGAAGUUCCUCUCGUCGUUCGCCCUCGCUCUCAUCCCCACAUGCGCUAUGGCCAUAACCGCCGGCUAUGACAAUGGCUACGGCGUCGGGACCAACUCACUCCGCAGCGUUGCUUGCUCCGAUGGCUCCAACGGUCUUUUGACCAAGGGCUACACCACCUACGAAAGCCUCCCCUCCUUCCCGUACAUCGCGUCGUCCUCCGCCGUCGAGACUUACAACAGCGCAAACUGCGGUACAUGCUGGAACUUGACGUACACGGGGCUGGGAGAGCCGCGCAAUAUCACGGUCUUGGCUGUAGAUCAUGCCGAUUCGGGAUUUUAUACGUCGUUGGAAGCGUUCAAUAAUUUGACGGACGGACAUGCCGUUGAGUAUGGGAUCGUGGAUGUUACGGCUGUCCAAGUCAAUGCGUCAUACUGUGGGUUGUAAAGGAUAAGAACGGGUGGUUUCUCCUUUUUUUCCGGACUUCUUGAAUUAGCUUGAACAUACUGAAGUGUUUUCAAAUUGUAUCUAUUCUUUUUCUUGUAUAUCUUGUUUUGGAUUGUAGAUCUAUUCGGACCAUCUAUUUACAUCAGUCAGAAUGCGCUUUCGUAUCGGUUCCGAAUUGAGAUUGGAUGACAUUAAAAUCAUGUGUAUUCAUUGGGAUCGUAACAUAGAAAAGAAGCAAAAUUAAGUCAUCCCAUAACGAAUGACAAGGGAAGCGAGGAUUCAAAAUGGGCAUUAGGAGAAUAAGUACAGUAUCCAGCGAACGAAAGAAAUAGAACAAACAGUCAUG
Molecule: messenger RNA, 1228 nt
Organism: Desarmillaria tabescens
Lineage: Eukaryota; Fungi; Basidiomycota; Agaricomycetes; Agaricales; Physalacriaceae
Product: immunomodulatory protein
Exons: 2
Coding region: 343-882 (179 amino acids)
Source: RefSeq, a predicted model, not a curated record